AUGAUAUCCAUUGGACUGUUAAGCAGGAGCAUCUGUGGUCUCUGGCAAAUGGGCAUGAAGGAUUAUCCGGCUGAGCAAGCUGGUGUGUUUGAGCUCCAGGUGCACUCCUUCACCACGAGCAGCUCCCGAAGCUUGUGCCACGGCAUCCAUCCCUGCCGCCUUUUCUUCCGCGUCUGUCUCAAACACGCCCAAGCCGUGGUGUCUCCGGAACCACCUUGCACCUUCGGGGCGGCCCUGAGUGACAUCGUCCCUGCUGACCGCAGCGCUGUGGCCACCAGCGGGCCCAUCCGUGUCCCUUUCCACUUCAAGUGGCCGGGCACCUUCUCCCUCAUUAUUGAAUCCUGGAGGGCUGAAUCCGGAGAGCCGUCCACGGAGGAUGUCCAGAGGCUGAUCAGCCGCUUGGCGACCCGUCGCCGCUUGGCCGUGGGUGAGGACUGGUCGCAAGAUGUGCAGCUGGGAGACCAGAGCGAGCUGCGUUACUCCUACCACGUCACCUGCGACGAGCACUACUAUGGGGAGAGCUGCUCGGACUACUGCCGGCCACGGGACGAUACCUUUGGCCACUACACCUGUGAUGAACUGGGCAGCCGGACCUGCCUAGCAGGGUGGCGGGGCGAAUACUGCUCCGAGCCGAUUUGCCUGUCCGGCUGCAGCAACAGUCACGGCUACUGCGAGAAGCCCGGAGGCUGCAAGUGCCGCAUCGGCUGGCAAGGGCACUUCUGCGACGAGUGCGUCCGCUACCCGGGCUGCCUCCGUGGCACCUGCGUGCAGCCGUGGCAGUGCAACUGCCAGGAAGGCUGGGGAGGGCUCUUCUGCAACCAGGACCUCAACUACUGCACCAACCACCGCCCGUGCAAGAACGGGGCCACUUGCACCAACACCGGCCAAGGCAGCUACACCUGCAGCUGCCGGCCUGGCUUUGCGGGCACGAGCUGCGAGAUCGAGACCAAUGAAUGCGACAGCAACCCCUGCAAGAACGGAGGCAGCUGCAAUGACUUGGAGAAUGACUACAAAUGCACCUGUCCUCAAGGUUUUUACGGCAAGAACUGUGAAGUCAGUGCCAUGACCUGUGCUGACGGGCCUUGUUUCAAUGGUGGGACGUGCGCUGAAAAACGCAUGGGCGGGUACACUUGCCACUGCCCAACGAGCUACCAUGGUUCCAAUUGUGAGAAAAAGAUUGACCGGUGCAGUAACAACCCCUGUUUGAACAGUGGCCACUGUCUGGAUCUGGGCCGUAGCAUGAUCUGCAAAUGUCGCCCUGGUUUUGCCGGCUCUCGCUGCGAAUUGAAUAUCGAUGAUUGCGCAGGCAACCCGUGUGCCAACGGGGGCACGUGCAUCGACGGCCCCAACAGCUACACGUGUUCCUGUACCCUGGGCUACGGUGGCAAGGACUGCAGUGCCCGUAUGGACGCCUGCGGCUCCAGCCCCUGCCUGAACAGCGGCACCUGCUACACACACUUCUCUGGCCACGUCUGCGAGUGUCCAGCCGGCUACAUGGGCUCCAGCUGUGAGUUCAAAGUCCAGGUCCCCACCCCCGUUAGCAGCCAGCGGGUGGCCGAGGGCCCUUUCCCCGUCGCUCUGGCGGUUUCCUUUGCUCUGGGGCUCAUGACGUUGCUGCUCGCGGCCUGCGCGGCCAUGGCCGUGCUUCGGCAUAUGAGGCAGGGCCACAAGGCCGUCAAAAGCAGCGUCCGCAACGACCUGGCGACCAUCAACAACUUCAAGGAGCGGGACAGCUUCCUCAUUUCCCCGGGGCGCUUUAAGGUGUCCAACAAAGAUGGCAGAUUCCAUGGCGACCAGUUCAAUUGCAAGAGGAAGCUGUUGGAUCAGAGUCGCGAAUCUGUCUGCAAGAAGCUGGAGAAUAAAAGAUCUGAGCCCCUCCGGUCCUCUGCUCCUGCUGGAUAUCCCAAAGAAGGAACCUACCACCCUAUCUACACCAUCCCAGACCAGAUGGAGCAAUGCAUAUAUGCAACUGAGGUCUAAAGAAGAAUCUUCUCCCAAGCCUUGGAAUCUGACAACUGUAUUUCAUUGUAUUUUUCUUCCAAAUUCUCAGCUAAAGGAAUGUUUACAGAGCACACUGAAUGGACUCCUGGAGCAGCUAAUACCUUACCAUUAUUGGG
Messenger RNA from Elgaria multicarinata webbii, 2117 nucleotides. RefSeq names its product delta like canonical Notch ligand 3 (gene DLL3). Gene Ontology annotation, biological process: multicellular organism development; Notch signaling pathway; negative regulation of Notch signaling pathway. The record is from RefSeq and is a predicted model, not a curated record. Gene Ontology annotation, cellular component: plasma membrane. The transcript is spliced from 9 exons. NCBI's taxonomy places the organism in Eukaryota, Metazoa, Chordata, Lepidosauria, Squamata, Anguidae. Gene Ontology annotation, molecular function: Notch binding; calcium ion binding. The coding region runs from base 1 to 1980 and encodes 659 amino acids.